Carassius gibelio (silver crucian carp) is the source of this 954-nucleotide messenger RNA. RefSeq names its product urokinase plasminogen activator surface receptor-like. The transcript is spliced from 4 exons. Lineage: Eukaryota; Metazoa; Chordata; Actinopteri; Cypriniformes; Cyprinidae. The record is from RefSeq and is a predicted model, not a curated record. Bases 303 to 848 code for a protein of 181 amino acids.
UUUCAAGGUUAUUAACAUUACAUUUUUUAACUUUUCCCAUAAAGUCCCUCCCCUUCUGAUAAGCUAUAAAAUGGGCGCUCCACCAGGCAAGUUAUCUCAUUCACCUUCUGAUCAAAAAUGGAUCUACAGAUCUCAGUUUUUCUUCUGUUCGUUCUUUUCCCUGCAGGUAAAAAGACAUAUAGCUUGACUGACUGAUAUUUAUUUAUAAAUAGAUAAUCAAUGUUUCUCUUCCACUGUCUCCCUCUCUUAUUACUAAAGGACACUCUCUCAUCUGUUAUGAGUGCAGCAGAGGUAAUGGUCCUAUGAAUGUUUCUAGUUUAGAUCAAGAGGUUAACACAUGCCCCACGAAAUAUUCCAAGUGCAUGAGUGCCACAGUAGUACAGGAAGUUGAGGGCAUUACUACUAUGUCAAGGGGUAAAGGCUGUUCUGCUGACUGUCGUAGUGGUUCCCAAAAUGUUGGCUUUCUAAGGAAUGUCAUAAAAUGCUGUGACACAGACCUGUGUAACAUCCAAUAUACUCCAGAUCCCAGAACUAUGGUUCCUAAUGGAAAGAAAUGUUACUAUUGUGAUGAGAAGAGCUGCUCAAACAUAUUGAGCUGUUCAGGAAGUGAAGACGGCUGCUUUACAAUAACACCUAAGAAUCUGAAGGAAAAAGAACUUUCAAAGAACUCCCGAGGCCAGCCAUUGGUUGUAAAAGGCUGUAUCUCUAAAGAAAUCUGUCGUUCAAUGGUUAGCAAUGUGGAGGUCAUCUCAUGUUGCUCAGGGAAUCUGUGUAAUGGUGUUCAGAGCGUCUCUCAGAGCUUCCUGUUCCUCUGCUGUUCUCUGCUCUCCUUCAUCCUGCUGCACUGAAUCCAGCAGAUCUACAGCAGAGACAAACCAUGAUGCAGUUCACAAACAUAAACAUUUUGUAUUUUCUCUGUAUUAUCUUUGGAGACUUAAUGUGAUGAAUUGAAAC